AUCCUGGGGUGAGAGAGGAGAGAAAGGUGAGCCGAGCCGAAGGCGGGGACGCGCUGCUGGGCUCCCCCAGUCUAUGGAGCGGGGUAAGAUGGCGGAGGCGGAAAGCCUGGAGACAGCUGCGGAGCACGAGCGGAUCCUACGAGAGAUUGAGAGCACAGACACGGCCUGCAUCGGGCCCACGCUCAGGUCUGUCUAUGAUGGUGAGGAACAUGGACGAUUCAUGGAGAAGCUCGAAACUCGCAUUCGCAAUCAUGACCGAGAAAUAGAGAAAAUGUGCAACUUUCAUUACCAGGGUUUUGUGGACUCUAUAACUGAACUGCUGAAAGUGAGAGGAGAAGCCCAGAAACUGAAAAAUCAAGUCACGGAUACUAAUAGAAAACUACAACAUGAGGGAAAGGAACUGGUAUUAGCAAUGGAAGAGCUGAAGCAGUGUCGACUACAACAGAGAAAUAUUUCUGCCACUGUUGAUAAAUUAAUGCUGUGUCUUCCAGUCCUGGAGAUGUAUAGCAAACUAAGGGAUCAGAUGAAAACAAAAAGGCAUUAUCCCGCAUUGAAAACUCUGGAACAUCUAGAGCAUACCUAUCUGCCUCAAGUUAGCCACUAUCGGUUCUGCAAGGUGAUGGUGGACAACAUCCCAAAGCUUCGAGAAGAAAUUAAGGAUGUUUCUAUGUCAGAUCUCAAGGACUUUCUGGAGAGUAUCCGCAAACAUUCAGACAAAAUUGGAGAGACUGCCAUGAAGCAAGUACCUGGGGCCCAAGAUUUGGUGGAUUUCUCUCCUGUUUAUCGAUGUCUACACAUAUAUUCAGUUCUGGGUGCCCGGGAAACAUUUGAGAACUACUACCGAAAACAGAGGCGAAAACAGGCUCGUUUGGUUCUCCAGCCGCCAUCUAACAUGCAUGAAACUUUAGAUGGCUACAGGAAAUAUUUUAAUCAAAUUGUAGGCUUUUUUGUGGUUGAAGAUCACAUUUUGCAUACAACCCAGGGCUUGGUAAAUAGAGCCUACAUUGAUGAACUCUGGGAAAUGGCACUUUCAAAAACCAUCGCAGCACUCCGUACCCACUCGUCUUAUUGCUCUGAUCCCAACCUUGUAUUAGAUCUGAAGAACCUCAUUGUCCUUUUUGCUGACACACUUCAGGUGUAUGGCUUUCCUGUAAAUCAACUUUUUGACAUGCUGUUAGAAAUCAGAGAUCAGUAUAGUGAAACUCUGCUAAAGAAGUGGGCAGGUAUUUUCAGAAACAUACUUGAUUCUGACAACUACAGUCCUAUACCAGUAACAAGUGAAGAGAUCUAUAAAAAGGUGGUAGGGCAAUUUCCAUUUCAAGAUAUAGAGCUGGAAAAGCAACCUUUUCCAAAAAAGUUUCCUUUCUCUGAAUUUGUGCCAAAAGUUUACAACCAAAUUAAAGAAUUUAUCUAUGCCUGUCUGAAGUUUUCAGAGGACCUUCAUCUAAGCUCAACUGAAAUUGAUGAUAUGAUUCGUAAAUCAACAAACCUAUUGCUAACCAGGACUCUGAGCAACUCUUUGCAGAACGUCAUUAAAAGGAAGAAUAUUGGCCUUACUGAGCUUGUUCAGAUUAUUAUCAAUACAACACACUUGGAGAAAUCCUGUAAGUACUUGGAGGAAUUCAUCACCAAUAUCACAAAUGUGCUACCAGAGACGGUCCACACCACAAAGCUCUAUGGCACUACAACUUUUAAGGAUGCCAGACAUGCAGCUGAAGAGGAGAUUUAUACCAACUUAAACCAGAAGAUUGAUCAGUUUCUACAGCUAGCUGACUAUGACUGGAUGACAGGAGACCUGGGCAACAAAGCUAGUGAUUACCUAGUAGACCUCAUUGCCUUUCUCCGUAGCACCUUUGCUGUAUUCACACACCUUCCUGGGAAGGUGGCCCAGACAGCAUGUAUGUCAGCUUGCAAGCAUUUAGCCACAUCCUUGAUGCAACUUUUGCUAGAAGCUGAAGUAAGGCAGCUUACCUUGGGAGCAUUACAGCAGUUCAACUUGGAUGUCAGAGAAUGUGAACAGUUUGCCAGAUCCGGCCCGGUGCCUGGGUUCCAGGAGGACACGCUGCAGUUGGCCUUCAUCGACUUGAGACAACUUCUAGAUCUCUUCAUCCAAUGGGACUGGUCAACCUACCUUGCCGACUACGGUCAGCCCAACUGCAAGUACCUCCGGGUAAACCCAGUGACAGCUCUGACCCUGCUUGAGAAGAUGAAGGACACUAGCCGCAAGAACAAUAUGUUUGCACAGUUCCGGAAAAAUGAGCGAGACAAGCAGAAGUUGAUUGACACAGUGGCCAAGCAGCUCCGGGCACUCAUCAGCAGCCACCACUCAUGAGAGCUGGCCUCAGGCCGCAGAGGCUGCUUGCUGCAGCUUCGCAGGCUGGACCUAGGCUGGCUGGCCCUACAUUUGUGCAUUCUUCUUCAAAGAGAGCAAGUGUAUUUUUUUAAUAACCUAUGUACAGUAUUCACAUCACCUUACCCUGUACGCAAAGAGGCACAAGAACGAGCAAGUAUAUGAGGUGUUGCUAGGCUGGGACUCGGGAAGACACACUACAUUAUCUGUAUAGCCUAGAGAUGGUGAGAAGUCUCACCAACGAGCACAGUAUGAUGAAUCACCUUUCACCCAUGGCUCUAGAGCUUAGGUCAGGAGCUACCCAAAAAAAAAAAAAAAAAAAAAAAAAAAAAAGGUGAUGGGUAAUGGGUACAAUAAAGUACAUCCUGUUUACUCCUGGGUGCCCCACAUAGGUGAAGGGGUUCUUCUUGAUGUAAGGAAAGGGCCUGGAAAACAUCACUGUUGAGUCUAGAAAAGCCCACCACCUAGUUCCGGAACCUCGUCUCAGCCCACUGGCUCAUUGGCUGGUACACAAGCAUGGCAUGUUGCAAGAUGACACCUUCACUCCAUUGUCCCAAACAGGGCAGUCUCUUUAGCCCAGAUCUGACCCAGAGCUUCUCCUGCUGAUCUGUCGUGGUCAGGACAGAGCCGAGCAUGCAGCGGUGCCUGGCUGGCUGCUGUGUGCCCUGGCACCAGCAGGAGCCUUACUAGACCUGAAAGCCAGUGUGACAGGGAUCAGAGCCCCUUCCCCAUUCAUCUCAUUUCCUCUUUUCAUGCUCAGACUACUUGGUUCUGAGCUUGGGUCAACAGCCAUUUCCAAGGGUCUUUGCAAAAUAGUCUCAGACAUGACCCCCUGCAGCGGUGUCACUGGGGUACGGCUGACCCCAGAAACCAGAAAAUGGCUGUUACUUCUCCCUGAGGUAAAACCUGAUGGUUCCUUAGGGUUGAUUCUUCCUUUGUAUUUAAAUCAGCUGGGCUCCGUCUCUAAAGGCACUAUCACCAGCUCUGCCAUUGGUGGAGACAGCUGCAGCUGGAUGUCUUUAGAGAUGGAGCCACUGUCACCAUAAAGCCAACAAGAACAGCUUUGGCUAGUAGGUUUGUUGUCUCUGGCCCAACCACCCCUCACCAAAUCACAGCAUGGAUAAAAAUGUCUUCUCACUCCAGCCCAAGGCUUUCAUCCUCUUUUGAUAUCUCCCAUAACCAUCUUUUGACUUCAUCUGAUGAUUGUCUAUAAUCUUAUCCCCAAACUCCAGAGUUUGCACAGGGAACCUGAACCAACCAGCUUGGGAGCUGUGUCCACUGUCUCAGAUGGGCUACUGAGAUUAAUGCAGGUGCUUUGCUAUGAGAUCAGUCACAGCAACCUGAACUUUAAGAUGCUUCAGAAGAUGCUACUUUGGCUACUGGCAAUAGUAUAAUUGUGCAUCACCAAACAAUGACAAAUAAGCCACACAGGCAUUUCCAGCUUGGAUUAGUGGGAGGAGAGACUCAUCAAGCAGAAUUCUUUACUACCUUUGUCAGCUACUGAGUUGCUUCUGGGGAGGGCAGUGCUUCCUUUUUCAUUCCCCACUCCCUAUGCCCUCCCUUCUUAUCCUAUAUCAACUCAAAGGCCGUGGGGAAGAGAAUGUGCACACAGGCAUGCAGCAUCCUCAAAGCUGAUGGGGCCAGGCUGCAUGCGAGCCCUGUCAAAGCCUCUGGGACCAUUCCGAGUGCGGUGGGGAUGACCCAGGCUCAGGAUAAGGGUCAGGGAUGAAUGCUGCCACCUAGAACUUUGGAGGCCAAGGUAAGGCAGCGACCUGUGGAAUGAGACCCAAGCUGCCAUCUCCCAAAGCCUGACUUUAUUUAAAAAGAGUGAGAAGUAAUCACACUAAUCUCGAGUCCUAUUGCUUAAGAAGGACCCCAAACUAGUGAGGACCCUUCCUCACUAGUCCCCAAUGUACAGCAAGAUGUCUUCAACUUGGAAUACUGAGAUCUCGAAGUGGGGAUGAAGAGAAACUUAAGCACAGCACAACGUUUUGUCUCUUAAGACUCAUUAUCACUGUGAUCUGGUUGCAAACCAGUACUCUGGAAGAACUAUGCUAUCGAGGAAAAAGCAAGCAAGUGGAAGGACAGGAGAUGCUCUACACCUUGCACGUGAUAUCCUUCCACGGACAAAAGCUUAUUCAAGCUCAAGGCACCUGAGGGCGGGUCUGCUGAUAGACUUCUUCUUCCCUUUCCAUUUGUCCUCAGUCUUCCCUGACAAAACCAUCGUGCUGCUACUGGGUGUCUAUAGAAAGGCACUCUUGGUGAGCAAAGGAUGGUCAAAACAGGGACUAGUGGUGGUCAGGUUACCCUGCUGGUGACGUGGGGUAUUUAGUUUUAUCUCUAGGCCAAAGAGCUAGGCCAGCUCUUGAGGGGACUUGUGCAAAGCACGUGUAGCCAUGCCCCUCAGAUUCUUAAGAUCUGGCCUCAAGGACCAGACAUCCAGAAGUGCCAAAGGGGCUAAAUUAAAGGGCGAAAACAUGGGUGGCUGGGAGCCUAUUGGCCUUCUAGUUGGAGUAAACCUUGGCCAAGUUCUUGGAGAAAUCAGAUCUGUUUCUAAAGGGAUGGUCUGGUUUGAGACCCUAGUUGGUUUCAGUAGUAAUAUAGGUAACUUGCAUAGUUUUAACAUUCAUAGGAAAAUCUCUGUGUAGAUUUUAAAUGAAGCUGUUGGGACUGAGAAGAACAGAACCUCAAAUCUAGACCCAGCAGAGUGUCCCUGUUGGCAAAGGGAAUGUCCAGCUUCCGAGGAGUAUGCCCCCAGUGUAAUUGCAUUCCAAGCCUCAGUCCCUAGAACUCAAAAUGUGCUUAGCUCCACUGCACACUUGACAAGUGUUUGCUCAGCAAGUCCCAGACCCCGAACCCUUUCUCCCCAAGCUAAUAACCUUCAUAGGGCCUCUGAUCACACUCCCUGGGACUGCCUGAGCACACCCCCACCUGAGCUUUCCUCCUUCCAGGAUCCUGCUCCUGUUUGCUUAAACUACCUUUUUUUUUUUUAAUCUUUCUGCCUGCAUUAGCAAUUAUUUUUCACUAAUGUGUUGGAAAUGACCUUUUUAUUUUGCACAAAUAGUUGCACAUUUAUGGAGGAAAAUUAGGAAAGCCCAUUUUUAACUCUAAAGGGAACUUUUUUCUUUAAAACUCACUAGCAAAAUCCACUGGUGCAGAUGGGCCUCAUGGUUAGUGGAAAACCUCUUCUAUGAAAAGAGCAUGUUUAUCUCUCCUGUACAUGUUCCUCUUUGAAUUGCUAUUAAACACGAGCGCCUGUCUACCUGUUUCAA
Messenger RNA from Condylura cristata (star-nosed mole), 5622 nucleotides. It is a transcript of the gene EXOC6B, whose product is annotated as exocyst complex component 6B. The coding region runs from base 74 to 2332 and encodes 752 amino acids. The record is from RefSeq and is a predicted model, not a curated record. The transcript is spliced from 21 exons. Gene Ontology annotation, cellular component: membrane; exocyst. NCBI's taxonomy places the organism in Eukaryota, Metazoa, Chordata, Mammalia, Eulipotyphla, Talpidae. Gene Ontology annotation, biological process: Golgi to plasma membrane transport; intracellular protein transport; exocytosis.